GCGUCGCGACGCGCCGCCGCCGCCGCCGCCGUUGGGUCUAAAGCCGCGCUCGCGCGAGAUCUAAAAACAGUAUAGGCAAAGACGCGGCGCGCGCCACCACCGAUACUUGACGCUCGACUCUCUCUCUCUCUCUCUCUCUCUCUCUCUCUCCACAUAGCAGACACACACUUUGUACGAACAGAUCGCGCGGAGGCAGCACAGUUGUUGCGCGCGACUCGCGGAGCGACGAGGACGACGAGACACUGCUGCUGCCGAGAGAGCUGUCGAGCCCCGGAGAGGUGCCUUAAUGCUGCUGCCGAGGAGCGCGAGCGACGGACGCAGGAGGCGCGAGGACAAGAGGAAGAAGAUCGUUUACAGGAGGCCUCUUACCACCGCCACGGCUAUCGUUCGCGACAACAAUCGCCUUGUCGGAAUUUGAAUUUUUAUAACGGAGAAACGCCGGCUGAUAGCGCGCGCUGUUUUCGAAAUUCAAACUUUACACAAAAGUACUAAGAGAGAGAGAGAGAGAGAGAGAGAGAGAGAUAUGCAACCACCCUCGCAAGACACGGAGAUGGCCCAGUUACCGAGCGACUCCAAGCCCGGGAUGUACGCUGAGGAGAGCAACGGGAUCAAGGGCAGCGGGCAGCCCCUCAGACCUAGCGUAGCCCAACUGACGGUGAAAGCCGGUUGCAAGCAGGAGGGCCGCAAGCUCUUCCAGUACCUCGCGACCCUCAUCGCCGGCUCGAUAAUGGCCCAGAGCGGCAUGAACCUGGGUUGGACGUCGCCGGUGCUGCCGCACAUCAGCAAGAACACGACGAGCUUCCACAUCGAGGGUCUGCUGGAGGACGGCGACGAGAGCUCCUGGAUAACGUCGCUGAUGCCGCUGGGAGCGAUCCUGGGCGCGGUGCCGUCGGGCAAGGCUGCCGACAGGUUCGGACGCAAGCCCGUGAUCGGCGUGACCGUGCUGCCGUUCCUUAUCUGCUGGGUCCUCAUGCUCCUCGCGCCGACGGUCCAGGCGGCCUACAAGCUCGCGGUGCCGCUGCUCUACGUCGCCAGGUUCUUCGGCGGUAUAGGAGCCGGCGCCGCCUGCGUCCUGGUACCGGUCUACAUAGGCGAGAUAGCCGAGCCCUCGAUCCGAGGCACCCUCGGCACCUUCUUCCCCAUCUUCUUCUCCCUGGGCAUAGUCUUCUCCUACAUCGCCGGCGCCUACAUGAGCUUCCUGGCGUUCAACGGGCUGUGCUGCGCGCUCCUGCUGCCGUUCCUCGUAAGCGUCGUCUUCUUCCUGCCCGAGUCGCCCACCUGGCUGGUCCAGAAGGGCAGGAAACCGGAGGCCUGCAAGGUGCUCAGGAGCCUGAGAGGCUCCAAGUACGACGUGGGAGAGGAGAUCGCCGAGCUGAUAGAGGAGUGCGAACAGAUGCAGAUCAAGGAGGGCGGCCUGAAGGACCUGCUCGGCACCAAGGCCGGCCGCAAGGCCAUCGGCACCUGCGUCGGCCUCAUGUGGUUCCAGCAGAUGUGCGGCAUCGACGCGGUCCUCUUCUACACCGUGCAGAUCUUCGAGGUCUCCAAGAGCUCGGUCGACGCCAACGUCGCGACCAUCAUCAUCGGCAUCAUCGAGGUAGUCAUGGGCCUCAUCGUCGCCGUCACCAUCGACAGGUUCGGCAGGAAGCCACUGCUGGUAUUCUCAGGCUCGGCGAUGACGCUGUGUCUGGGCGUGCUGGGCUACUACUACCGGAUGAUGGAGGACGGCCAGAACGUGGACUCGCUGACCUGGCUGCCCCUGACCUGCAUCGGCAUGUUCAACGUGGUCUUCUCGCUGGGCUACGGCUCGGUGCCCUACUCCAUCAUCAGCGAGCUCUUCCCACCUGAGACCAAGGGCAUCGCCGGCAGCAUCAGCAUCAUGACCAACUGGUUCCUCGUCUUCCUCGUCACCCGGACCUUCCACAUGCUCACCAAGGCUCUGCACGAGUCGGUGACCUUCUGGCUCUUCGCGUCGGUCUGCGCGAUGGCGGCCCUCUUCGCCUACGUCUACGUGCCGGAGACCAAGGGUAAGACCCUCCACGAGAUCCAGAUGAAGCUGGCCCGUCGCAAGAAGCGCGACAAGCGCGACAAGCGCGAGCUCGCCGGCGAUACCAAGCCCAUGCCCCUGGCACCGGCUUGAAUCCGACGACGAAGACACGUCGUCCAUACGGCGGGACUAUAUCCGGAGGUCCACAUUUUGCGCGACUGGCUCGCCAAGAUAUCAGUCUCCGAUCGGUCGGAUCGGUAUCUUUGCGCGAUACGCCAAGAUCGGCUCUCUAUAGUAUUCUUAUGCUGCCGAGGGACGGCCAAGUAUUCAAUCCAAUAAGCGACAUAUUCGUCAUACGUAUUAUUUCUGUCUAGUUGAGCCAAACUGAAUAUAAAAAACAGUAUACGAACGAAGAUGAGAUGAAACGGUGAUGGAUAUAGGUAUACUUUUUCUACGCAGUCACCCCCCGCCCACACACGUUAUACCUACGCUAUAUCUAUAUCCAUCCGUUGCUGUGUGUGCGACGCGACACGAUGUAGUCGAAGUUAUCCGCUUUGCCAAAUUCACGAGGUACUUAUGUGUCUAUAUCCGAGAAGAUAAGCCGCAUACAAGUGAAGCGCAGACUAUAUGUUAUCAUUAUAAAUGAUCGUAUUGUUUUUAAUUUAAUAAUUAAUUUACGCUACGGCGAUGAUUUUUCGUCCUAGUAUUGCUCGUUUAUAUACAUAGACACUGCGGGGAGAUGUGUAGAAAGAGAGAAGAACGUAGUCGCUCGCGUUUUUACGGUAUUUUUAUAGAUCUCUUGUAAGUAGCUGUAAUAAAAGCAUAUCUAUAGGCAGGAGUAUGAUUAUGUAUAUAAAUAACGAUACACGUGGACGCUCAGGCUGUUCCUGUAAAUAUUCUUAUUACCGCGCAUAUAAACGUAUAGUAAUAUAGAAAACACGUUACGGACAAAAAACGAGCGUGAUCAUCGAGAGAAGAAAGAGCAACAACCGACAAAUGUAGCGAAAGUAAACAAAACAAUUUAACCAUGUUCGUAGUGUGCAAAAGUGCGACGAGGUGAUUGUGGGACUACCUUUCAAUAAAAUCGAAUAUACCAAUUA
Molecule: messenger RNA, 3084 nt
Organism: Nasonia vitripennis (jewel wasp)
Lineage: Eukaryota; Metazoa; Arthropoda; Insecta; Hymenoptera; Pteromalidae
Product: facilitated trehalose transporter Tret1
Exons: 3
Coding region: 524-2137 (537 amino acids)
Biological process (GO): transmembrane transport; carbohydrate transport
Cellular component (GO): membrane
Molecular function (GO): sugar transmembrane transporter activity
Source: RefSeq, a predicted model, not a curated record